AUGAACCGACCGCUGCCAUUAAACACAAAGGAUUUGGAUAUUCCACUCCACACGAUUGGGUUUGAAAUUGACUGCCUUUCGCCUGAAAAGGUCUCGGGCCAUGUUCUGAUCACUGAAAAGUGCUGUCAGCCGUUCAAGGUGCUGCAUGGAGGAGUUUCGGCACUAAUAGCCGAGGCUCUAGCAAGCACUGGGGCCUACCUUGCUUCAGGCCUUCAGAGAGUAGCUGGCGUUCACCUCAGCAUCAAUCACCUAAAGAGUGCAAAGUUAGGCGACUAUGUUGUUGCGGAGGCUACUCCCGUGAACAUCGGGAAAAGUAUUCAGGUCUGGGAAGUGAGCUUAUCAAAAUGCGAUCCUUCGAACUCAGAGACAAAAACAUUGAUUUCUUCUUCAAGAGUUAUUCUUCUUUGUAACUUGCCUGUGCCAGAUUCAUUAAAGGAGGCUGCUCAAGGUUUCAAAAAGUACGCCAAACUCUAG
Molecule: messenger RNA, 474 nt
Organism: Striga hermonthica
Lineage: Eukaryota; Viridiplantae; Streptophyta; Magnoliopsida; Lamiales; Orobanchaceae
Source: the annotation of a GenBank genome assembly